Messenger RNA from Cetraspora pellucida, 354 nucleotides. The record is from the annotation of a GenBank genome assembly. Lineage: Eukaryota; Fungi; Glomeromycota; Glomeromycetes; Diversisporales; Gigasporaceae.
AUGAUUGCAAAAUUAGAUAAUAAAAGUUUAAAACAUAAUACUUUAACAAGAAUGAUGGAAAUACUUAGUAAAACAUAUUAUUCAACAAAUAAAAAUAAAACUACAUCAGAUAAAAAUAAAACAACAUUAACAUCUAGUUUAAUAAUGAUAAAAACAAUUAUGCAAUUUGAAAAAGUUAAAAUAAAUAAAUUAAAAGAUGACCAACAAUUAGAAAAUUUAGUAAUAUCUAAAGAUCAAAACAAUAAACUUGCAAAUACUGCAUCACAUUCAAAGCAUCAUGAAAAACAUCUCAAGAAAAACCAACAAAUAUAUUCAAAUUUAACAUCUUGGUUAAUUGAAGGACCAAAUGUUUGA